CGAUAUUGUGUAAAAGCAGUGAAUCGUUGCGAUGUUCUCGGCCGGUCUCUGCGUUUUCUUCUAACUUUAGAAGAACGGAACAAAAUCACACCGUACAUUCAGUUUUUUUUUCCUUUUCCACGAAGAUAUUAGAUUUUGUUAAUUAGUAUUUUGUUUGAGUCUAAAUAAGAAAAAAUGGUUAACUCCCUGAAUUUGUCUUUGGGCUCAAAAUGUGUCAAAUAUGUUAUGUUCGUAUUCAACCUGCUCUUCGUUAUAACGGGGAUAAUUUUGUUAUGCAUCGGACUGGCAAUCCACGGUGUCUACCACAAUUACCAACACUUCCUGGACAGUAAAUUUUUGUCAGUUCCUUCGCUUCUUGUUGCAAUUGGGUCAAUCAUCUUUUUCAUCGCUUUCUUCGGAUGUUGCGGAGCACUUCGUGAAUCUUAUUGGAUGAUAGUAACGUUCACUUCUUUGUUGGUGAUCGUUUUUAUCAUGGAACUCUCAGGUGGUAUUUCUGGAUACGUUUUGAGAGACAGAGCAUCGACUAUUAUACAAGAAAAAAUGGACAACACGAUGAAGAUGUACAGUAACAACACGGAAAUAGCCACUAUUUGGGAUGGACUUCAACGCGAUUUUCAUUGUUGUGGAACAACGAACGCGAGCGACUGGCAAAUUAUGCUGCAUACGCAGGCCAUUCCUGUUUCGUGCUGUGACGUCCAAGUGGGUGCUAUGGAAACAGCAAAUUGUACUACUUCUUCGCCGACUCUACAUCACGAUGGUUGUUACACCAAGUUCGUCUCCUUCAUUAAAUCUCACGCCGUUCAACUUGGGGGUGUUGGCAUUGGCAUUGCCAUUGUUCAGUUAACAGGGAUAAUGAUAAUAUCGGUUGGAACAACAAUUUAUGCAGUUUAUGAAGACUUCUCUCAUUUCCUUGAUCCAAGCUACUUCUCUCCAGCAACUCUCUUAAUCGUAGUUGGGAUUCUUGUGUUUCUGAUAGCUUUCCUAGGAUGUUUAGGAGCUAUUAAGGAAAGCACUUGCAUGGUUCUUGUAUUUGCAGUAUCACUAGUGCUGAUUCUUAUAUUAGAGUUAGCUGCUGCAAUUGCAGCUUAUGCCCUUCAGGAUAAUAUAAAGGCUCUUCUAAACGACAAGAUUAAUACUACGAUGCAUCAAUAUGGAAAAAAUGCUGAAGCAACAGCUGCUAUCGAUUUCCUACAAUCAAGGCUUUAUUGUUGUGGGUAUAACGGUUACGAAGAUUGGCAAGCGAUUACGGCAGAACUACCAAAAUCAUGCCGACAUUGGGCAGAUAUUGAUGCAAAUACUUCAUGCACUUUUGAUGAUAGUAUUGGAUGUCUUCCAUAUCCAACUGGAUGUAGUAAGCACUUGUCAGUAGUUGUUCACAGAAGUGUACUCUACAUUGGCACUGGAGCUGUAGCCAUUGCUCUUAUUCAGUUAACUGGAAUAAUGUUUGCCUGUAUGUUAGGCCGAGCAAUUCGAAGACAAAAAAUAGAAAGGGAGCGACGUAGAUGGGAAUUAAGAGAAAGUUUGGUCAAUGGAUAUCAACCAUUAGGAAAAUCUGAUCCUCUUACUACGUUCCCUGUUGUUUACAUGUCCUCUGAACCUUUAAAGAACACUUAGAAUAUAUCUGUUUGUACAUUCUUAACAAAUUAUCUUCUUGUUUAAUAAUUUGCCAUAAAUCUAUUUCAGUGUUUUUAAACGUUUUGUCUGUCUCAAUGUCACUCUGCCUUUUAAAAUUUUAAAUGAUACUAUAAGAAAUUCAUGGAAAAAUAUUUUUAUUUUGUAUCCUGAACUCUUGUGCUUGUUUCACAUGAAAUUCACUUCUUCUUGUAAAUUGUACAUUUAAGAUUCUACUUUUUCGUUGCCCGAAGCUACCAAAUAAUUUGCAAGCAACAUUCAAAUGUGUAAUCUUUGUACAAAAUUACAAUUGUAGAUAUAUAUACAAAUAUUGAAUAUAUUUCUGUAAUAUACAAUGAAAUGAAUAAUUAAAUUGUAUUUGAAUAUUUUAUUAUUAUA
Molecule: messenger RNA, 2010 nt
Organism: Hylaeus volcanicus
Lineage: Eukaryota; Metazoa; Arthropoda; Insecta; Hymenoptera; Colletidae
Exons: 8
Coding region: 175-1614 (479 amino acids)
Cellular component (GO): membrane
Source: RefSeq, a predicted model, not a curated record